AUCUCGAUUGAUGAUUGGAUUAAUACCAUAACAAUAAGUCUUUGCCUUAAUAUGGGCAAAAUAACACAGCAAACCCAACUCCAAGAAACUACAUGAUCGAACAAGACAAAAUGGCAACACACAUCAACAAGCACGGUCGUAUUUUCACGCCAGUAACAGCUAUAACCAAGAGCCUUCGAAACAAAUUGGACAUGACUCACAAGAAAAUAUCCCAAGCGCCAUUAGAACAAUUGAACAGUAUUUGGAAGGUGGACGAGUAUUUAGAUGUCACACAAGGUAUCUGUCCAACAAAACUACACUUCUUCGAUGAAUCAUCGGUGAUCAAAACUACCUCAAACCGUUUAUAUGGUAACAGUUACAAGGGCUCAAAGGCAAUAGAAGUGCAGAGGUAUGCUUCAAACGCAUCUUAUACUGUCAACCUCUUACACAGUAUUUUUGGUGUGGAUUACUUUAAUGUUAUUCCAGGUGCCUCUAACAGUGAACAGUUAAUAACAUUUUUUGAUUUUGCACUUGACAGUCAAAGAGACAAUGGCUUACCUGUUUUUAUAGAAGGAGAUGUUAGCAUGGUCAAAUGUCGAAUAACGAAUUUACCACAGGGUACCCACAACUUUUAA
This is a messenger RNA of Exaiptasia diaphana, 614 nucleotides long. RefSeq lists its product as uncharacterized. NCBI's taxonomy places the organism in Eukaryota, Metazoa, Cnidaria, Anthozoa, Actiniaria, Aiptasiidae. The transcript is spliced from 3 exons. Bases 93 to 614 code for a protein of 173 amino acids. The record is from RefSeq and is a predicted model, not a curated record.